AUGCGAGAUCCGAAAAAGCAAAACCUGGCGAUUGCCAGGCUCCGUGGAAAUGCAGGAAAUCGACUUGCAACGACGACAAAUCAAAAUAUGCAAAUGUCGUCGAUUAUUAUCAACAAUGCUAGUUCUGUCGAGAACAAAAUAAUGGAAGAUAUUUCUGAAUCCUACGAUAAUGAAAUCCAAAUCGACAACAUCAACAACGAAAAAUGGCUAAGAAAGCUCGAAAAUGAGCGAAAACGAAGUUCCCAAUUUCAAGUCAUCAUCGAAAACCUUCAAAAUGAAAUUGAAGAAAUCAGAAGAGAAAGGGACGAGUACGAGCAGCUUUGGAUCAAUCUCGCGGAAAAGCAGAAGAAUCUCGAAUGGAAGAUUAGAAACGAAAACAGAGUGAUCGACGAUACUCCCCCUUUGAUAAUUCAUUCCGUCGGAGUUUUGAAAGACAACGUGAAAAACUUGCGCAUCCACCUGGAAGACAAAUACCCCCUGGUCGACAUUCAGUUGAAAAAGCUUGUUUAUGGAUGCGAAGCAAAGGAAGGAGUAACGUUCAAAGCGCGCUGUAUUAACCCGCAGACGAUGGAUGGAGAUAUCACCUUUGCGAUCCAUAUUUUUGGGCCGGGAGAAAAGAUCAAGACUUUCAAGAUUGCCGAAACAAACGAAGAGCUCGGAAGCUUCCAAGAAUUCUCCUUCAACAUGAUCAAUUUCGAGACGCAAAAGGCUCUGCCCAGUGGAAAGUACCGUCUUGCUCUGAUGAACCGACAUUUGGUCAGUCUUCGAAACAAGUCGCAGCGAGAAAUUUCGAAUGUUUCUGACUUUGUUGUCCGAAGAAGAGACAUUUACUUCACCUUCGAUUGUCCGGAAGAAAUUGAGGAGCCGCCGUUCGAGUUCAAUAUGCCGGAUUUUACGCCACCGGAUCAAUAUAUUCCGAAAAAUAUCUACCAAUUCAAAGAAGGCUAUGAAGUUAUCCAUGUCAAGCGAUCUGAGGGACUCGUUCAUAUUCCAGUGAUUCGACAAGAUCCUGAUGAGCGAUUCAGCUUUGGCUGGCAAGCAAACCUCAAUAAGGACAAUGGAAAUCUUGGUGAUCACAGUGGUGGAUACGGAUAUUUUAACGAGUUAGCUACUGAUACUCGUAUUACAGUCAGAUUCGACCAGGUCUACAAGCCGAAUGAGUUCUCUGUCAUUGAUGUGAUUCUACGAGAUCAUGAAGCCCUGGGUGAGCGUAUGCACUCACAAAUUCGGGUGGAAAAUGACAUUGAAAGCUGCGAGGUUGGAUUCAUUCCUGCAAAGCCGUUUGUUGGAACGUUCAAUGGAGGGGACACAGUGGAAUUGAAGAUUGGACAGUCUGCUCUCGCGAAAGUACGAUCAACAACGGAUCAAAGAAUCGACGUCAAAUGGUGCUCUCUCUUGAAAACCCAAGUCCUUGCCGCUCUUCGUCAACAAAACGCUUGUUUGGACACUGCAGCAGUUUCAAUUAGCGUCCGGGAGGACAGACUGUUUUGGAAUAGACAAGAAGGCAGAGUCAGAUUCGAGAUUGGACAGGAGACGGCUAUUAUCAGAUUAAAGAUUCCUAUUGCCGCGGAGCUGUGCAUGGAAGAAAUGCAUGUCGAAAUCCACCUCGAAAAAUACCGCGGUUCUUCGAAUGAGGGAAUCAUUAUCGACCAAGACAACGACGUUCGUUCGUUCAAAAUCAUGUACGACGAGUGCAAAACUCCUGACGAUGAUAGUAGUGACUCUUCCUCCAACUCCGAUUAG
Oikopleura dioica is the source of this 1743-nucleotide messenger RNA. Lineage: Eukaryota; Metazoa; Chordata; Appendicularia; Copelata; Oikopleuridae. The record is from the annotation of a GenBank genome assembly.